GCCAAAUAUUAAACGCAGACGAUCGCUAGCGGUGAGCAGACGUGUGCUCCGCUCGAUUCAGGUUCCGAUUGAAAAUAAAGAUACUACGGAUACUCUCGCUCAGCAACAAAUAAGUUCUAAAUUUAUCGCUCGCACUCGCGGGGAAUUCGAAUCUGGUGUCUUUGGCAUUAAAAGCGUUUUCGGAGCUGUGAAGGGAACGUAAGCAGUCGCCAAGAUGGGGGACAUGUUCCGUAGUGAGGAGAUGGCACUAUGCCAGAUGUUCAUUCAGCCGGAGGCCGCGUACACCUCCGUAUCUGAGCUGGGAGAAACCGGCUGUGUGCAGUUCCGCGACUUGAAUGUGAACGUGAACGCGUUCCAACGGAAGUUCGUCACCGAGGUGCGUCGUUGCGAUGAGCUAGAGCGUAAGAUCCGCUACAUCGAGACAGAGAUCAAGAAAGACGGCAUUGUCCUUCCCGACAUCCAGGAUGAUAUUCCACGUGCCCCCAAUCCACGUGAGAUCAUCGAUCUUGAGGCUCACCUAGAGAAGACCGAGUCGGAGAUGAUCGAGCUGGCCCAGAACGAGGUGAACAUGAAGUCCAACUAUUUGGAGCUCACCGAACUGCGCAAGGUUCUGGAGAACACGCAGGGUUUCUUCUCUGACCAGGAGGUCCUCAAUCUGGAUUCUUCCAACCGAGCUGGAGGAGACAAUGAGGCCUCCGCCCAACAUCGCGGCAGGCUUGGAUUUGUUGCCGGUGUCAUUAACCGCGAGCGCGUGUUUGCUUUCGAGCGCAUGUUGUGGCGUAUCUCCAGGGGCAAUGUCUUCCUUAAGCGUUCCGAUUUGGAUGAACCUCUGAACGAUCCAGCCACCGGUCACCCCAUCUACAAGACCGUUUUCGUUGCCUUCUUCCAGGGCGAGCAACUGAAGAACCGCAUCAAGAAGGUAUGCACUGGCUUCCAUGCCUCCCUGUAUCCGUGCCCUAGCUCGCACAACGAGCGUGAGGAGAUGGUACGCAACGUUCGCACUCGUUUGGAAGAUCUGAAGUUGGUUCUUAGCCAGACAGAGGAUCACCGCAGCCGUGUCUUGGCCACCGUGUCCAAGAAUCUGCCCUCGUGGUCCAUCAUGGUCAAGAAGAUGAAGGCCAUCUACCACACUUUGAAUCUGUUCAACAUGGAUGUAACCAAGAAGUGCCUGAUUGGAGAGUGCUGGGUGCCCACCAAGGAUUUGCCCGUUGUCCAGAAGGCUCUGUCCGAUGGAUCAGCUGCUGUGGGUAGCACCAUCCCUUCGUUCUUGAACGUAAUCGAUACCAACGAACAGCCACCGACCUUCAACAGGACCAAUAAGUUUACUCGUGGCUUCCAGAAUCUGAUUGAUGCCUAUGGUGUAGCUUCAUACAGGGAGUGCAAUCCCGCCCUGUACACUUGCAUCACCUUCCCCUUCCUGUUCGCCGUGAUGUUCGGGGAUUUGGGUCACGGUCUGAUCCUCGUUUUGUUCGGAGCUUGGAUGGUUCUCUGCGAGCGCAAGUUAGCUCGCAUCCGCAACGGUGGAGAGAUCUGGAAUAUCUUUUUUGGAGGUCGUUAUAUCAUCUUGCUCAUGGGUCUAUUUGCAAUGUACACUGGCUUGGUCUACAACGAUGUCUUCUCUAAGUCAAUGAACCUGUUUGGAUCUCGUUGGUUCCAAAACUACAAUACAUCAACGGUGUUGACUAACCCAAACCUGCAGUUGCCCCCCAACAGUUCCGCCGUCGGCGUCUAUCCCUUCGGAAUGGAUCCAGUAUGGCAAUUGGCUGACAACAAGAUUAUCUUCCUUAACAGCUUCAAGAUGAAGCUCUCAAUCAUCUUCGGUGUCCUGCACAUGGUCUUCGGUGUGUGCAUGUCGGUUGUUAACUUCACCCACUUCAAGCGUUACGCUUCCAUUUUCCUGGAGUUCGUGCCACAGAUCCUGUUCUUGUUGCUACUCUUCGGUUACAUGGUGUUCAUGAUGUUCUUCAAGUGGCUCCGCUACAACGCUAGGACUAGCUACCAGCCAGACACUCCCGGUUGCGCUCCAUCUGUGUUGAUCAUGUUCAUCAACAUGAUGCUGUUCAAGAACACUCCGCCACCAAAAGAUUGCGAAGAGUUCAUGUUCGAGUCCCAGCCACAGCUGCAGAAGAUUUUCGUAUUCAUCGCCUUGUGCUGCAUCCCGUGGAUGCUGCUGGGCAAGCCGCUGUACAUCAAGUUCACCCGCAAGAACAAGGCUCAUGCCAACCACAAUGGUCAGCUGACCGGCAACAUUGAACUGGCCGAAGGCGAGACCCCACUGCCCACUGGCAUCUCUGGAAACGAGGAGAAUGCCGGAGGAGCUCAUGGCCAUGACGAUGAGCCAAUGAGCGAAAUCUACAUCCAUCAAGCCAUUCACACCAUUGAAUACGUGCUCAGUACCAUCUCACACACGGCCUCCUAUCUGCGUCUCUGGGCUCUGUCUCUUGCUCAUGCCCAGCUCUCCGAGGUGUUGUGGCAAAUGGUGUUGUCCCUGGGUCUGAAAAUGUCCGGCGUGGGCGGUGCCAUUGGUUUGUUUAUCAUCUUCGGCGCUUGGUGUCUGUUCACCCUGGCCAUUCUGGUUCUCAUGGAGGGUCUGUCCGCCUUCCUGCACACCCUGCGUCUCCACUGGGUCGAGUUUAUGAGCAAGUUCUACGAGGGAAUGGGAUACGCUUUCCAGCCCUUCAGCUUCAAGGCUAUACUCGAUGGCGAGGAGGACGAGUAAAUUCACCCAAUGUGCUCAAACUGGAGAAAAUGUAUACAAUUAUCGGCUUUGUUUACCAUCAGCCCGAACUAUUGUUUGUUAAAUGUUUUUGUUUUGUUUAAUUUUUUUGGAUAUUGUCAGUAUUGUGGUGCUCUUCCCACAUUUUUUGUAUCCUCCGUUUUGUAUUUCAUCUGUUGUCAAAGUAUUUCUCAUUGGAGUUGUACCUAGUAUUCUCAAAAACCGUUUCAAAAGCAAUAAUUUGAUAUUCAUUGUUAUAAAUAACUACUUACACAAAUAUUAAUUGUAAUAAAUACACCGCAAAGAAGAGAA
Molecule: messenger RNA, 3028 nt
Organism: Drosophila eugracilis
Lineage: Eukaryota; Metazoa; Arthropoda; Insecta; Diptera; Drosophilidae
Gene: Vha100-2
Product: V-type proton ATPase 116 kDa subunit a1
Exons: 5
Coding region: 215-2719 (834 amino acids)
Biological process (GO): vacuolar acidification; proton transmembrane transport
Cellular component (GO): vacuolar proton-transporting V-type ATPase complex; plasma membrane; vacuolar proton-transporting V-type ATPase, V0 domain
Molecular function (GO): proton-transporting ATPase activity, rotational mechanism; ATPase binding
Source: RefSeq, a predicted model, not a curated record